Molecule: messenger RNA, 1413 nt
Organism: Bufo bufo (common toad)
Lineage: Eukaryota; Metazoa; Chordata; Amphibia; Anura; Bufonidae
Product: alpha-1A adrenergic receptor-like
Exons: 2
Coding region: 1-1413 (470 amino acids)
Biological process (GO): adenylate cyclase-activating adrenergic receptor signaling pathway; regulation of cardiac muscle contraction; phospholipase C-activating G protein-coupled receptor signaling pathway
Cellular component (GO): membrane
Molecular function (GO): alpha1-adrenergic receptor activity
Source: RefSeq, a predicted model, not a curated record
AUGGUCCUAUUUAAUCAGAGUAUCUCAGUAGAGUCCAUACCUCUCUGCUUAAACUGUACCCACCAGACCUCAACAAACAAUAUUUCCAAAUCAAUCAUUAUUGGAGUCAUCUUUGGAAUAUUCAUCACCUUUGGAGUGCUUGGAAAUAUUUUAGUCAUUCUUUCAGUUGCAUGCCAUCGGCAUCUACAGACUGUGACCCAUUAUUUCAUUGUCAACCUUGCUGUUGCAGACCUUCUCUUAAUGUCCAUGGUGCUUCCUUUCUCUGCCACUUUUGAAAUCCAAGGAUAUUGGCUAUUUGGCCGCAUCUUCUGUAACAUAUGGGCAGCUGUUGAUGUCCUUUGUUGUACAGCUUCCAUAAUGAGCCUAUGUGUUAUAUCAAUAGACCGAUACAUUGGUGUUAGUUACCCAUUGAGAUACCCCAGCAUUAUGACUGAAAAACGAGGUCUUCUUGCCCUCCUUUGCAUAUGGGUCUUGUCCCUUGUAAUCUCAAUUGGACCAUUGUUUGGUUGGAAAGAACCAGCGCCAGAAGAUGAGACAAUCUGUGAAAUCACAGAAGAGCCAGGCUAUGCUCUCUUCUCGGCCUUUGGAUCUUUCUACCUUCCGCUCACCAUCAUCCUCAUCAUGUAUUUUAGGGUCUACAUUGUGGCCAAAAGGGAGGGAAAAGUUCUUAACCGUGGGAUGAAAUGUGAUAAAUCGGACUCUGAAGAGGUAACCCUAAGGAUACAUCGAAAGAGCACUCCAAAUAGUAUAAAUUACAAUUCCAGUACAAAGCAAAAGACUCACUUUUCAGUGCGACUCCUCAAGUUUUCUAGGGAAAAAAAAGCAGCAAAGACAUUGGGAAUCGUGGUAGGAUGUUUUGUCCUGUGCUGGCUGCCAUUUUUCCUGGCUAUGCCAAUAGGUUCCUUGUACCCUUCAGCCAAACCAUCUGUGACCAUUUUCAAAAUAACUUUUUGGCUGGGUUAUUUUAACAGCUGCAUCAACCCAGUUAUCUACCCUUGUUCCAGCCGUGAGUUUAGGAAAGCCUUUCAGAACAUUCUGCAUGGCCGCUGCUCUCAUAGGAGACAGGCUUCAAGUAAAUUCUCAUCAGGAUACAUCUUAAGCAGCCCAGUGCAUCGAAGUCCAGAGGAGCAAAGAGAUGUUGUGAGAAUCCCAGUAGGUUCUGGAGAGACAUUCUACAAGAUCACAAAGUCUGAUGGAGUCUGUGAAUGGAAAUACUUUUCACCAGUACCAAGUCCAUCUUCUCCAUAUGGACCACCAAAGGACUUCUCAAACCGUUCAACUGCCAGGGUGAGCAGUAAGUCAAUUUUACGGGCCUGCUGUUGCAUUGGCACAGAGCAAAUACGCACAUGCCACAAUAUUCCAACUAUUAAAAUACAUACAAUCUCGACAAGUGAAAAUGGAGAACCUGUCUGA